ACCCCCGAGCCGGCUCUCAACUCCGGCAGAGACUAAAAUCGAGGUCUCUUGGCGGGUGUGUUGAGGCUUGUGUCUUCGGUUGAGUACUGCUGCCACUUCCCAGGACACCGGAGCUGAGACUUCGCUGCAACUGUUGGCUUGGGUAACGUUUCUCUCCACCCAUCCAGCUCGAGGCAGAGCCCAGCAGACCAACCUGCACCAGAAUUCCCAGAGAGAGGACAAGGGGUAGGAUCCUGGAACACCAGAACAGAUGCAUCCCUUAGCAGUUGAUUGUACCCUGCGUUAGAGAAGUCCAGGAAUGAUAUAUUCUUGGGCUAUAUUUCUCCACCUUGGAAUUCAUCCAGUUCGUUACAAAAACACCGGCCUUCUGCUUAUUGUGACACACACUCAGUGAAAGUCUGAUGGAUAGACCCUUUCCAGUGGCUUUGUGGCUUUUUUCUUCAUGUGGAAGUUGGAAGACAAAGUGAAAGGAGCCAGAAGUUAUUUGCUUUUGUGAAUAACUUGGUUCUCGGAACAUGGGCCCUCGUUUAAAGCUGCAGCUGUGAUCCUCGGCUGUCUGUUGGUACUGAAGGGACCUGAUGUUUUACGUUAUUGGUGGAAUCACAGUGUCUGUGGUUGCAUUCUUCUUCACAAUUAAGUUCCUCUUUGAACUUGCCGCACGAGUAGUCAGCUUUCUUCAAAAUGAAGACCGUGAGCGUCGAGGGGACCGGACUAUUUAUGACUACGUGCGGGGAAAUUACCUGGAUCCCCGGUCCUGCAAAGUCUCCUGGGAUUGGAAGGACCCCUAUGAGGUGGGCCACAGCAUGGCCUUCCGAGUGCAUGUGCCCCUCUCCUCUCCUCUACAGUUAUUUUAUAAGAACGGGCAGCCUUUCCCUGCACAUCGGCCUGUGGGACUGAGAGUUCACAUCUCUCAUGUUGAACUAGCAGUGGAAAUUCCAGUGACCCAGGAAGUCCUUCAGGAACCCAAUUCAAACGUGGUAAAGGUGGCCUUCACUGUGCGCAGAGCUGGGCGUUAUGAAAUUACAGUGAAGCUUGGUGGAUUAAAUGUGGCGUAUAGUCCCUACUACAAAAUUUUUCAACCUGGAAUGGUGGUUCCUUCCAAGACCAAAAUUGUGUGCCAUUUUUCUACUCUUGUGUUGACCUGUGGGCAGCCACACACCCUUCAAAUAGUGCCCCGAGAUGAGUAUGACAACCCUACCAACAAUUCUGCAUCCCUGAGAGAUGAACACAAUUAUAGCGUGUCCAUUCAUGAGCUUGGCCCUCAAGAAGAGGAGACUACUGGAGUCUCAUUUGAGAAGUCGGUGACAUCGAACAGGCAGACUUGCCAGGUGUUCUUGCGACUUACCCUGCAUUCUCGUGGUUGCUUCCAUGCCUGCAUUUCAUACCAAAAUCAGCCGAUCAAUAAUGGCGAAUUUGAUAUUAUUGUCUUAACUGAGAAUGAGAAGAAUAUAGUUGAGCGCAAUGUAUCCACCUCAGGAGUGAGCAUUUACUUUGAGGCUUAUCUUUAUAAUGCUACUAACUGUACUAGCACACCAUGGCACCUCCCACCCAUGCACAUGAGCUCUUCCCAGCGCCGGCCCUCCACUGCUAUUGAGGAAGAAGAUGAAGACUCACCCUCAGAGUGCCACACUCCUGAGAAGGUGAAGAAACCGAAGAAGGUGUACUGCUAUGUGUCACCAAAGCAAUUCUCAGUGAAGGAGUUCUAUCUGAAAAUCAUUCCCUGGCGUCUGUACACCUUCCGAGUAUGCCCAGGAACAAAAUUUUCCUACCUUGGCCCUGACCCUGUUCAUAAGCUCCUCACACUGGUAGUGGAUGAUGGCAUUCAACCUCCUGUGGAGCUCAGCUGUAAGGAGAGGAACAUUCUAGCAGCCACUUUCAUCCGUUCCCUGCAUAAGAACAUUGGAGGCUCUGAGACCUUUCAGGACAAGGUAAACUUUUUCCAGCGAGAGCUUCGGCAGGUACAUAUGAAAAGGCCACAUUCCAAAGUCACCCUGAAGGUCAGCAGACACGCUUUGUUGGAAUCGUCUUUGAAGGCCACUCGAAAUUUCUCCAUCUCAGAUUGGAGCAAGAACUUUGAAGUGGUUUUCCAGGAUGAAGAAGCUCUGGACUGGGGAGGGCCUCGCCGGGAAUGGUUUGAACUAAUCUGCAAAGCACUGUUUGAUACCACCAAUCAGCUCUUCACCCGUUUCAGUGACAACAACCAAGCUUUAGUGCAUCCCAACCCUAAUCGCCCACCUCACAUGCGCCUGAAGAUGUAUGAGUUUGCAGGGCGGCUGGUGGGCAAGUGUCUCUAUGAAUCCUCUCUAGGAGGUGCCUACAAGCAGUUGGUUCGAGCUCGUUUCACCCGUUCUUUCCUGGCCCAAAUCAUAGGACUACGCAUGCAUUACAAGUACUUUGAAACAGAUGACCCAGAAUUCUACAAAUCAAAAGUUUGUUUUAUCCUCAACAAUGACAUGAGUGAAAUGGAGCUGGUCUUUGCAGAAGAAAAAUAUAACAAGUCAGGUCAAUUGGAUAAGGUUGUAGAACUUAUGACAGGUGGAGCUCAAACCCCAGUCACCAAUGCGAAUAAAAUCUUCUAUUUAAACUUGCUGGCGCAGUAUCGACUGGCCAGUCAAGUGAAAGAGGAGGUGGAACAUUUCCUAAAAGGCUUGAAUGAGUUAGUCCCUGAGAACCUUUUGGCCAUUUUUGAUGAGAAUGAGCUCGAGCUGCUGAUGUGUGGGACUGGAGACAUCAGUGUUUCUGACUUCAAAGCCCAUGCAGUAGUUGUUGGUGGUUCAUGGCAUUUCAGAGAAAAGGUCAUGAAGUGGUUUUGGACUGUGGUUUCCAGUCUGACCCAGGAGGAGUUGGCUCGACUACUUCAGUUCACAACAGGUUCCUCUCAGCUACCACCUGGAGGCUUUGCUGCCCUCUGUCCCUCAUUUCAGAUUAUUGCUGCUCCAACCCACAGCACGCUACCUACUGCACAUACAUGUUUUAACCAGCUGUGCCUCCCUACAUAUGACUCGUAUGAAGAGGUGCACAGGAUGCUGCAACUGGCCAUCAGCGAGGGUUGUGAAGGCUUUGGCAUGCUCUGACCACUCUCCUGCAAUCCACUUGGCUCCCAUGCUCUGUGGAGCAUUUGAGCACAUGUUACAGACAUAACCACUGAUCUUAACACACAUAACCAUCAACCAGAAGAUGCCGCAUGCUUCCCUGUGUCUGGAGUAUUUUGUUAUCCACAGAGCCUUGCCCUUACCUUCCACUUCCCUGCCCAUAUCUACCAUAGGCCAUUUUAGCAUGGUACCUAAUCUGAGCUCUCUGGUCAGUCACGAGAAGAGGACCAUGCUGCUGACUUUUUGUUUGGUCCUUUGAAGAUCUCAGUAGCUGUAUCUGCCUCAGUGGCUGAGGGAAAUAACACACAGGCUCAGCUUUGUUGGGAAGCUGGUAUGGGGAGAGCCUUAAGUCCUGUCUUGCUCCAGCUCCCUUUGCUGAUGCCUCUUUGAGGUGCCCUCUUUGACCCUCACUGCUAGACUAGACUGAUACAGGAGUCCUCCUGGGUGGGAUGAUCACCUCUGCUUGCCAACAGCCAGGAAAAGCACAGAUAGAAUGUGGCCCACAUGAACAAUCCUUGAGUUCCUUAAUUUUGUCCUACACAUUGGCAGGCACAGUCCAUGCACCAGAUUACCUCUGAUGAGGACUGAUAGCAAAAAAAGAAUGACU
Molecule: messenger RNA, 3699 nt
Organism: Sciurus carolinensis (gray squirrel)
Lineage: Eukaryota; Metazoa; Chordata; Mammalia; Rodentia; Sciuridae
Gene: Arel1
Product: apoptosis resistant E3 ubiquitin protein ligase 1
Exons: 20
Coding region: 579-3074 (831 amino acids)
Biological process (GO): protein polyubiquitination; proteasome-mediated ubiquitin-dependent protein catabolic process; positive regulation of protein catabolic process
Molecular function (GO): ubiquitin-protein transferase activity
Source: RefSeq, a predicted model, not a curated record